GCAAUGACCAUGAAUCAUUUACCCAUUGCUCUCAUGGUUUUUCUUUUGAUUUCUCCUCUCUCUUUUAUCAGAGGGGACGACUCUCCAUGCUGGUCUAUGAAUGGGAGAUGCCAAUACACAUCAGAACCUUGUUUUGAAUAUAAAGCGGGAUAUUGUGCUGGACCAACCAACAGACAAUGUUGCGUUCUUGGAAAGGAUAUACAAUGCUGGAACAGAGGUGGAUAUUGCCAAAACAAUUCGAAUCGAUGUAGUGGCAGAUAUCUGAGAGGUUAUUGUGGCGGAGGAUUAUCUCGCCAAUGCUGUGUGUAACGACACCUGUUUUUCAAUUCCCAAUUUCUG
This is a messenger RNA of Saccostrea cuccullata (small rock oyster), 339 nucleotides long. Its product is annotated as lysozyme 1-like. Lineage: Eukaryota; Metazoa; Mollusca; Bivalvia; Ostreida; Ostreidae. The coding region runs from base 4 to 309 and encodes 101 amino acids. The transcript is spliced from 3 exons. The record is from RefSeq and is a predicted model, not a curated record.